CUCUCUCUUUCUUCUCCCCGAAUAAAACCGACGCUUUCCGCGAAUGUGCGAGCUGCCUCCUUGCGAGCAGCCAUAAUUGGGAUUAUUCAGGAAUAAUUCGCCUGAUCCAGACGCGUUGUUGUUCCGCCGUGUUCGCGCGUAUGUGACUCGUGAUGUCGACAGCGUCUGCGAUGUGACAUUCCUCGAGCCGUCGCUGGAUUUGUAGGGGAAAAAAAUGCAUUUGUUGUGCCUCGAAGGCUUUUUUUUAUUGUGGACUAUUAAGAUGUAGUCCACCUUCGCCGGACAGCAACACAAAGGCUGCAUAUUAGCGGCUGUGGGUAAAUACAUCGCCUGUUUUUGACUUGAACGAUGGGAAAUAGAGACGUUUCGAGUGUGUUGUCUGCGUGGACUAAUUGUUCUGGUGCUACUAGCCAGCAUCCAUGGCAAGACGGUUCAUUUAUGGGAUGCGCGGCGGUUCUUCCCCUGUAACGUCUGUGGGUGGGUUAUAUUAUUGUGAGCAUUGAAAAUCUGACAUCAUUUGGAUAUAUGAACGGAACAGCAUAUGUUUUUGCUCGCGCCCGUCCCCAGCCCCGUGGAAGCCCCAUCAUCGACGUGAUGCAAGGCAAAAAUCCGUUUCUCGGAUGAUAUGCGGACGCGGGGCGAACGAGCACCUCUCGCGCUCUGUAUGAAACUGGGAGCGGGUGGCGGCGAAUCUACAUGUUUUCAAUCCGCGUCUCCUAAACGCGCCGAGGUCCUUCCGUCCCCGGAUUGUGCGAUCAGCUGCCGGUCAUUAGACGGCAUCUGCCCCGUCUCAUGCUUAUUAUAUGUUGCACGGCUCGAUCUCCUCGCGAUGGAUUUAUGCAUAACAGGUGUCGUUUGAGCCCGAGAGCGCAGCACGAGCACGAAGCUUCAUUCUGUGUUUUUCUCCCGCUAGAGCAAACAGUGAGACACGGGGACCGGAAUCAUAUUUUGUUUUUUGUUUUUUUUGUUUUGGUUUGGCUUUUUUCUUUAUCGUGAUAAAGGAGCAGACACCCCCCCCCCCCUCCAUACGCGCCCCCCUCCUCACCGUCACCAUCCCCACCAAAAGAUGAGAAGAUGAGAGGCCGCGCUGACAUGACGUCCGUCUAAUUGGGUGGCGAGCUUGCGGACAAAGAGGGACGAUGAGUCUGUCGUGUAGAAAGGGUCCUCACGGCCUCUCCCUGUAAGGACGCGAGCGCCGCGGGGAGGGGGGGGGGGGCGACGGCUGUGGGGGCAUCGCUAGCGUUUCCACAGGCGCCCCGGGCGGGCGGGGGCCCAGCAUGGCCAACCAGAGCUUUGCCAUCGACGGGCCCGGCAGCCUGCUGGCUGUGCUGGCGUCGCAGAGCGGACUAGGGAGAGGCGGCGGCGGCGGCGGCGGCGGCAGCGGCUCCGCCACGGACGUCUCCGCCUACUUUAAGCUGGUCUUCUUGGGUUUGAUCAUCUGCGUCAGCCUCGCGGGGAACCUCCUGGUGUCCCUGCUGGUCCUGCGAGACAGGACACUGCACAAAGCGCCCUACUUCUUUCUCCUGGACCUGUGCCUGGCCGACGCGGUCCGCUCGGCCGCCUGCUUCCCCUUCGUGCUGGUGUCGGUCCGCAGCGGCUCGGCCUGGACGUACAGCGCGCUGAGCUGCAAGGUGGUGGCGUUCAUGGCCGUGCUCUUCUGCUUUCACGCCGCCUUCAUGCUGUUCUGCGUGGCCGUCACCCGCUACCUUGCCAUCGCCCACCACCGGUUCUACGCCAAGCGCAUGACCAUAUGGACGUGCGCCGCCAUCAUCUGCAUGGUGUGGACGCUGGCGGUCGCCAUGGCGUUCCCGCCCGUCUUCGACGUGGGCACGUACAAGUUCAUCCGCGACGAGGACCAGUGCAUUUUCGAACACCGCUACCUGAAGACCAACGACACCCUGGGCUUCAUGCUGAUGCUGGCCGUGGUGGUCCUGGCCACGCACGGCUUCUACGCCAAGCUCCUGCUCUUCGAGUACAGGCACCGCAAGAUGAAACCGGUCCAGCUGGUGCCGGCCAUCAGCCAGAACUGGACCUUCCACGGGCCCGGGGCCACCGGACAGGCCGCCGCUAACUGGAUUGCGGGGUUCGGCCGCGGACCCAUGCCGCCCACUCUGUUGGGCAUCAGGCAGAAUUUACACAAUCAACACCGGCGGCUGCUGGGGAUGGAGGAGGUGCGGUCGGAGCGGAGGCUGGGCAGGAUGUUCUACACCGUCACGCUGCUCUUCCUGGUCCUCUGGGCUCCCUACAUCGUGGCCUGCUUCUGGAGGGUGUUUGUCAAGUCCUGCACCAUCCCCCACAGGUACCUCUCCAUCACGGUGUGGAUGAGCUUCGCCCAGGCCGGCGUCAACCCCAUCUUCUGCCUCCUGCUCAACGAGGACCUGAGGAAAGUGCUGCGAGCGCACCUGCCCACCUACUGGAGGACUAAGCAGCACCUGCCGCAGGACGAGGCCUACUGCAUCAUGUGAUCGGGGGACGCGCGAGGGUUCCACGGCGGAAAUGUGAGGAACGGAAGUGAUGUAACGCACCUUGGUUACGUGUCAGUUUCUGUUUUGUUGUUUUGCACAGCAAAAUCAAGUUUUUGCCAACAAAAUGCCGGCACAGAGCCAUGUUUUAAAGAAUGUUGAUAUUCGCGUAACGUUGUCAGGUGCAAAGGGUUGAGCAUUUGUGACGGUGUACAGUUUGAUUAAUAGGAGGGAAGGAUCACAACAAUCACUACUCUUGCUAAGCGUGACAGUUGCCAUUUUAAAUUAACGUUGCCUUAUUUCAGAGGGACACGCCCCAGAGCUUUCAGCGGAGAACGAGCUUGUGUGUCACACGAGGCGCGAAGCAGCAGACACGCGGAGGUUUUAGGUCGUGGAUGAAGGCGUGUCGUGGACUGUGGAGGGAAAGCGCUGAUGAGCGUGUUACGGACUCUGAAACACAUGACGGAGCUCAAAGAGGUGUGAAUGGAUCGACGGACCACCCUGGACGCCUUUUCAUGUAAUUCAGAGGAGACUGCAGAAUAUUGAAUGGACCCAAUUACCUUGGAUGCGUUUAAAUAGCUGUCGUGAACCUAAGAAGCCCCUAACAUGCUUGAUUUUUUGAACUUGAUUUAGGGCGUGUCAGGUUUCUUUGUAUCAUAAAAAAAAUUGCCUGUUUUGCUUUAUUUGUAAACAAUACAUGUUAAACAGAUGACACUAUUUUGAAAUAUGACUUGAUUUCAUAUUGUAUAGACUGUACUGCUUGUGUCUUUUUAUAUAGCAUUUGUGUGUAUGUGUGCGUGAGAGGAAGAGUUAGAAAGGGGGGGGGGGGGGGGGGGGGGGGG
Molecule: messenger RNA, 3304 nt
Organism: Betta splendens (Siamese fighting fish)
Lineage: Eukaryota; Metazoa; Chordata; Actinopteri; Anabantiformes; Osphronemidae
Product: probable G-protein coupled receptor 173
Exons: 3
Coding region: 1278-2465 (395 amino acids)
Biological process (GO): G protein-coupled receptor signaling pathway
Cellular component (GO): plasma membrane
Molecular function (GO): G protein-coupled receptor activity
Source: RefSeq, a predicted model, not a curated record